AUGCGUCGAUCAAGCAUCUUGAUCUUGGUCUUUUUCUGGCUAGCGCUCGAUGCCGUUUUAGCCACGUCUACCUCCACAUCUACCGAAGUUGGUAACGCAAAGCCUGCCGGCUCUUCGAAGGUUCGGAAGGAGAUCUAUGUCCCGUACGACUACCUAAGCGGCGGCUUCUUUGAGCCUGACCCUGACAUGCUUCCUGCGAGUGAGGAAUAUCUCAGGAGAGAAGUUCACAGACGAAGGAUCUUUUACGAUGGCGUUCCUAUGUAUUUUGCAGAACCACAGGGCUACAACCUGCAAAGAAUGCAGCGAGGCUACGCCGAUUUUGGCAAAAUUUACGUUGCUGGUCGUUCUCUGACAGGCAAUCCACCGAUAAUGAUUGCACGAGAUCCUCAGGGGCAUCCUGUCACUCGCGAAGCUUCGAGGGAUGUUUUCGAAUACGCCCAUGAUGUGCUUGCAGCCCGUGUGGCAUUCGGCGAUACUGCGACACUGGCUGCAUAUGGCUAUACACUUGAAACUGCGCCGCCCAAGAAACUGUUCUGGUUUCAUGUCAAGCCUUCUCCGCCAAAGUGGGUUGAGGUUUGGAACUCGAUUGCUCGAGGCAGGGACACGGGUCUGACAGCUGCCAGACAGCUGCUGAACAGACAGCGGUUCAUCAAAUUUACAACCUCAAACGGACUCAGUGAGUUGGGGAUCCGCCUACUUCACGACGGUCGGCAGCAUGUCAAGUGGCAAGUAGGAAACUCGAACCCCUUCUUCAGCCACAUCCAUUGA
Mycosarcoma maydis (corn smut) is the source of this 768-nucleotide messenger RNA. RefSeq lists its product as uncharacterized. The transcript has a single exon. The coding region runs from base 1 to 768 and encodes 255 amino acids. The record is from RefSeq and is a predicted model, not a curated record. NCBI's taxonomy places the organism in Eukaryota, Fungi, Basidiomycota, Ustilaginomycetes, Ustilaginales.